Molecule: messenger RNA, 4791 nt
Organism: Polyodon spathula (Mississippi paddlefish)
Lineage: Eukaryota; Metazoa; Chordata; Actinopteri; Acipenseriformes; Polyodontidae
Product: transcription factor E2-alpha-like
Exons: 11
Coding region: 1-1131 (376 amino acids)
Biological process (GO): regulation of transcription by RNA polymerase II
Cellular component (GO): transcription regulator complex
Molecular function (GO): DNA-binding transcription factor activity, RNA polymerase II-specific; RNA polymerase II cis-regulatory region sequence-specific DNA binding; protein dimerization activity
Source: RefSeq, a predicted model, not a curated record
AUGUUUUUCGCCAACAGAGGCACCACAGCAGGGAGCUCAGGGGAUGAAAUUGGAAAGGCUUUAGCUUCGAUCUAUCCUUCAGACCACAACAGCAGCAACAACUUCCCCUCCAACCCCUCCACACCAGUGGGGUCGCCCCAGGGAAUACCAGCUACAUCUCAGUGGUCCAGACCAACCGGCCCGGCUGCUUUAUCUCCUAACUAUGAAGGUGGAUUGCACGCCUUGCAAAACAAGAUGGAGGACCGCCUGGAGGAAGCCAUCCACGUGAUGCGGAGUCACGCAGUGGGCCAGGCCACGGCCCUCGCCAGCGGCCACGGGGACAUGAACAGCCUGCUGACAGCAGCUGCCUCCGCGCACAACGGGGGAGUCGGGGGCCUUGCCCAGGCCUUCUCGGGAGCGGGGCUGCCUCUGAGUAACCGGCACUCUAACAUGGGUGGAAGCCACCACGAGGACUCUGGCGGAUUACCCAGCAACCCUGUACUGCUCCAUGGACACCAUGUCUCUCUGCCCCAGUCGGGGACUCUUUCCGAUCUCAACAGACAGCAGGACUUCUCCAGCAUGACUGCUGGAAUCACACGCUCCACACACUCCUCCUCCAGCACAGAUGUGAAGAGUGAGGGGAAAGAGGAUGAUGAGAACUCCAAUGCAGACAAGUCUGAGGACGAGAAGAAGGACCAGAAAAGCUCUCGCAGCCGAACAAGAAAAGAGCCGUUUUCCUUCCAGACCUUCUCUGCCCUCUCAGACCAGGGAAAUGAGGAUCUAGAUGAGGAUGAGGAGGACCUUCCCGUAGAGGUUAAAGCUGAGCGAGAGAAAGAGCGGCGGGUGGCUAAUAACGCCCGUGAAAGGCUGCGGGUUCGAGACAUCAACGAGGCCUUUAAAGAGCUUGGGCGCAUGUGCCAGCUUCAUCUUAGCGCCGACAAACCUCAGACCAAACUACUAAUCCUGCACCAGGCUGUUAAUGUAAUACUCAACCUGGAGCAACAAGUGCGAGAGCGUAACCUGAACCCCAAGGCAGCCUGUCUGAAGCGACGCGAGGAGGAGAAGGUGUCGGGGGUGGGGGAUCCCCAGAUGCAACUGUCAGGGGGGCACCCAGGCCUAGGGGACGGGCACAACCCUGUCAGCCAUAUGUAGCACCAGACUCAUGCUCUGGAAUUUAGCAGUGCUCUUGGAAGAUGUGGCCUUAUAUUCUUCUUCCAGUAUCACCCUCAUACUGCCAAAGCUGCCACAGCCGGUGGGGCAGAGAGCUGUACCUGACUCAACCGGUGCAAAUGUGAAGAAUUCUUCUCAUUCAUGGUUUUACAUUUGCUUCCAUAAAUGAUGGAACCUUUCAACAGAUCCUGAUCACCAAGUGGAGAAUCUCAGCUGCUGCUUCUCCAACACAGCCAAGAGGAAAUGAGAAAAAAAAAAAAAAAACAGGAAUUUGUGCCUAAUCUUCUUUAUAUCUUUUGUUUUUAUAAAAAACAUUUUCGCAAUGUUUGGAACAAACUUUUUUUUUUUAAAUUGCUUAUUUGUAAGCAAUUACUGUUCAAUAUUUUUUGUAUAAAAAAAAAAAAAAAAGGUCUUUUAGUCAUUUUCUGAUUUAGCAUUCCCAGCAGAUAAAAGGAGCUGUCUUAUUUCUCAGUGGAAAAAAGACUGGUUUGUUGUGUUAAUGCUUAGUGUAACCAUUCAGGGCUUCAGUUUUGAAGGGGUGGGGGGCUAGUGAGUGUACGGAUGCCUGAAGCUGGCUGGUAAUUGAGUAGUUGUACUGAGGGGCGAGGGGGGGGUGAUACUUAAAAACAGGCUAUCCGUUUAGCCAGACAGGAAGUAGGCCUCAAUAUGACAAAUGGGAGUCACGAAAGGAGGAAGUGGCUGCAGCCCCCUCCCCCCGUAGCAGCUGCAGGGUUCACUGUGUGUAGCGGCUGUUUUAAUUCAGUGUUGAAAAGGGAAAUGGGCAACAAAGUAACCCCCCCCCCCCCCCCCCCCCCAUACACAUACUUGCUCAGCCUUUCCAAACUCCAUAGAGGGGGGCACCAUUGUAUUCCCUGGGCUGAGCAUGAACGAUGGGGAAGUCUGAAGCACUCCCUAAGUGUAUUGGCUUCCCCUCUGCUCCACUGCUUGCUUCUUUCUUACUGUUUCCAGCCAGCUCACAUUUACACAUUGGAAAUGUCAAGCAGCUGUUCUGGUGGACAUUUUCCAUUUAAAAAGAUCUCCCCCCUGCCUCUUCCCAGUAAGCCUGGAGCAAAAGAAUCCCUGUAUCUGUUUCUCUCUGUGCUGUGUAGAGAGCGAAUCUCUAGAGCUUCACAAACCCACUCCUUUCAUUAAUCUGUGGGGGUUUAAUUUGUUCUUGUUUUUCAUUGUUAUUGUCUGUUGUUCUUGGGCAAGCAUGUACAUUAAAAGAAAAAAAUACAAUUCAUGCAUAAGUAGGGAUGUUAUUUUAUGUAAGAUGAGCAAAACUAUAUUUUUAUUAGACUAUACAUUGUAGAUUUUUUUAAGAAAAAAAUAUGUAGUUGGAGUAGAGUGUAGAGUUUGAAAGAAAUGUCUUUAAUGAGUUUGCUUCUCAUGGCUGCCAUGUCAGCAGUUAUCUGUUUUUGUUUUUUAAACAUAAAAUAAUUAAAAACCUGGUAUUGUGGACACCUGUAUUGGCUCUGUUUGAAAACGCAGGGAAGAGUCCUAAUCUCUUGUGGGUGCACCUCCUGCUUAAUGGAAACUAAGUGGAAGAAGGUGAUGAUAGAAUAAUUCCCGUGACCAGAGGAGUGUUGCCCUGUCUGUUUUUGCUACUGUCUGUUAAGGCAGAGACUGUGGUAGUGGGAAGGCAGGGGCUCGCUGUCGAAACAAGUGAGGGGCCGAGUCUUCCAGAUGUAGAGCUGGCAUAGAAGCAUGCAGGAGAGACAGUGAGCAGAGCCAGUGCGAGCCACGGGGUGUCGGGAGAGAGCAGGGUGACGCUCACAUCUGGGGUUUAAAUGUUCAGAGCGCUUGGGCCUCCUCAAGAUGAGCUGCCUGUUUUUAUUUUUUGUUUUACGGGCGUGGGGUGGGGGAGGGUUAUUCCUCUAACAGAACUUUUUUUUUUUUAACACUAAUUUAAAAGUGGUUUUGACCCUUGUUUAAGCAUUACCCUGAAACUGGUGUGCAGGGAUUCUCCGCUGUGCCCGUUUCAAACGCAGGUCCUCGCCAGACCCCAGUAUUAUCCUCUCUUUGUAGAUUUGUUUUUAUCCCACUCAUAUCCACAGCAUUGCAGUGAGGGGACCUCUGUAUCCAGAAACUGAACCACCAUGGCUGAGCUGGGAUUCUCAUUGGCUCUAACCACUAGGCCUGUUGGUGCUACUUUUUUUUUUUUUUUCUUUAAAUAUGGUUUGGUUAUUGUUGGUCGUCAGCUUAUUUGUAUAUAUCUAUUGACCUAGUGAGAUUUAUAAGGAAUACUCUCGUCCGUCCGUCCCCCCCACUGUGGUUCCAAUGCAGUGUGUCUGCUAUUCAUGUUUCAUCCUGACACCCCUGGUUUCUGUUAGCUGUGGGGAAUUUAUUUCAUGGGGGGGGGGGGGGGCAGGGGGGGUAUAUAAUUUACCAGACUGUUGACUGAAUAGAACAAAAGUGUGUGCUUCUCUUUAGUUACCUGACACAGCUACCAGCAGAGCCCCUUGCUGGGUGGCAGCAUUGUGUACUUUCAGUAAACCACAGGGGGGCGCUGUUCACACCGUUAUUAGUUUACUGUUGACUACAGCAGUGGAGCAGCGAGUGUUUUAUUUAAAAACUUGAUCAUUAGUUCUUUACAAGAAAAGCAAUAGUGUGGCCUUUUCAUUCUCGCUCUUCUGACGCCAUGUUGAGAGAAUGAUACCUAAUCAGUGCCUGACAUUUUUGUUUUUAAACUUUAAAAAAGUAAAAUAAUAGUCUAGUACAUUUAUUGCAGAGAUGUGCAGUAUACCCUAUAAAUGGUUUUAAAUGUGGGUAAAGAAGAAAAAUUAGGCUUAUUUUUCAAACUGAUCCUUUUUUUAUAUAACAAUUUUUUUGAUAAAGAGGAAAUUUAAAAAUGUUUGUUUUGUAGUAUUUUUUUUUUUUUUUUUUUUUUUUUUUUUUAAAACAAUUGUCUGGACUCAAACUUUGAUCCUGCUACAUGAUAGAUAGUGAUGUGGAAACCUUUUUGUGAGUUCUUGUUUUUAAUCGUCUGUUUAGCAGUUAUGAUUAGUGUUGGCAGCUAAGCUGUUCAGCUGGCUCAUACACUUGUACUCCACUUAAAGGGAGAGGCAUCUGCUUUUCUAUGUAGAAGGGCUGAGGUCUCUGUCAUCUGAACAAGGAUCUGAGGCUCCCAAACAGUAUUUGUUGUAACCAGUAAGUUUGUUUACACUCUACAUCUGAUUAGGGGAGCAGAGAAGGUGAAUCCUAAUGGCACUGCCCAAGUUGUUUUGUUUUCUUUGUGUUCCAUAUUUGCCCACUUGGCUUCCCCGCUGGGCUGUUCCCGGCUCUAGAGUGAUGUAGUGGGUUUAGCAGAUGACCUGGUCAGGCUUCCUGGAGCAGUGAAAGCAGGUGUCUCUGUCCUUCAAAGGUGGGAUCACAAGAAGUGAAAGGUUGUGUUUGAGUGCCUCCAGUCAGAACUUUUCCUUUUUUAUAAAGUAGCUAUUGAGAACUGUCAUGUAUAUAACAGUAAUGUAGCAAUAAAUGUGCCAUUUUUAAUAACAUAUGCUUUUUUUUUUUCAAUGUCUGUCUUUUGAAUCUUGUAUACUUUAAAAAAAAAAAAAAAAAAAAAAAAAAAAAAAAACAGAACAAGGAAAAACAGGAGAAGGAAUAAAAACAUUGUAAUAAAGGUUUUACCUGAAACUGAAA